AUGGAUGAUAGCACUCCUCCUGAGCCGCGCGAGGAGCGCGUUCCUCGAAUUCCUCCUGGAAAGCUUACGACCAUCAACGCAGAACCCACCAUCUCAAUCUUCCACAAGUUCACCAAGACCGCAGUUCUGCACCUGGUCGAUGGCAAAUUCCCCCGCGAUGCAGCCAUGGUCUUCUGCGAUCGCAUCCGUCACCAACUCAUGGACAACCCCGGUGCUAAAUCUUUCACCAUGACCGGAGGCGAUAGCACUACUUUGACUGAGGUCAUUGCAUGGAUCAAGCAGUGCAUUGCUGAGCAGGCUAUUGUCAAGUGGAAAGACAUCGACAACGAGACUCCCAGACUCUUUACCAUCUACGCCAAUGUCAUCAUCUGCGCCACGUACCUGGGCAUCCCUGCGCGCGACCUUGCCGAGGGCUUGACCAAGCGCAUGCAAGCGAUCGCCCGCAAGGUCUUGAUGAGCUGGGACGAGGUCGAAUGGUUCUACAAAUCGCCAGCUCUCAACGCAUGUGGUGACUCGGUCCGCGAGGUUGCCGCAGCCAGCAUUUUCUGGGCAUGGUGGAACCACAAGCUGAAUGAUGAAGACACCCCCGACGACAUGAAGUUCCUUGACGUGUUGAGAAAGGAGAUCCCAAAGCUCGACAAGGACUUGCAUGACUGGUGUGCGCGCCACGAGCAGGAGGUUCGCCAGAAGUGGGAAGACAAGAAGAAUGGCAAAGUGGCUGAAAACGGCGGUGACGAUGGAUUCACAUCUGGCGGUGUCGGCGGCGGUUGGAAUGAGACUCAAUCGGCUGCUCGUAUCGGUGGUGGUUGGGAUGAUGUUCCAUCGGCUGCUACUGCUGGUGGUGAUUGGGACCAGGCUCCUGCAGCUGCUGCUGAUGUUGGCGGCGGUUGGGAUAUUCCUCCUCCUCCAGGUCCUACCGCUGCAAUGGGCGCCGACUGGGAAACUGCUCCUGCGAAUGUUGCCGCUGCUCCUGCUGCUGUUGGCGGUGAUUGGGAUAACGCCGCUGCUGCUUCUGGUUUCGCUGCGACAGCUGGCGCGAAGGUCACUACAGGUGACACAUUCGCACCUCAAUUCGGUUCCAACGCACAUGUCGCCGACUAUGCCACCGCUUCCAGCAGCCGUCCUACACAACGUGGCAGUUCUUCUGGCUUCGACUCUGCCAUUGCCGUGGAGAGCGCAUCAACCUCCCCCGUCUCUUUCGAGGACAAACCUGCAGAUGGAUAUCGCCGAGGCAAUGAAGCGCCAAACAAUACGCCAUCGUUUUCCGGACUUGACGAGGACUUGGGCCGUGUCACUGAUGACUGGGCGGACGAAAUGAACGAGCAGAGCGCAGCCUCUGGAUAUGCCUGGUAA
This is a messenger RNA of Exophiala dermatitidis NIH/UT8656, 1353 nucleotides long. RefSeq lists its product as uncharacterized. Bases 1 to 1353 code for a protein of 450 amino acids. The record is from RefSeq and is a predicted model, not a curated record. The transcript has 3 exons. NCBI's taxonomy places the organism in Eukaryota, Fungi, Ascomycota, Eurotiomycetes, Chaetothyriales, Herpotrichiellaceae.